AAGAAAACGCGCAGGCACGGGCGGGGCAGGAGGACGAAGGGGAGGCGAGGCAGGUCUGGACAGUGGCCACGCGCAACUCAAACCGAAUCCACCAACACCAAACCAACCAAUCCACCACCUACCUCGCCGGCAAACACCCCGAACCUCUCGUCGCGGCUCCUGCUUCGGCGCCGACACGGGCAACGCGGCGAGAUCGCCGAGCAUGUCGAUGACGCUGAUCGACUGCUCGGGCUGCCGCACGCCGCUGCAGCUGCCGCAGGGGGCGCUCUGCGUCCGCUGCGCCAUCUGCGGGGCCGUCACGCACGUCGCCGCGCCGGGGCACGCGGACCCGAGCCGCGGCGCGGGGGCGGUCCAGCCCGGGUGGGGCCCGCCCCCGCCGCCCGCGCACGGCCGGAAGCGCGCCGUGGUGUGCGGGAUCUCGUACCGGUACUCGCGCCACGAGCUCAAGGGGUGCAUCAACGACGCCAAGUGCAUGCGACACCUGCUCAUGACGCGGUUCAAUUUCCCCGACGACUCCAUCAUCAUGCUCAACGAAGAACAAUCCGACCCCUACAAAAUUCCAACAAAGCAUAACAUAAGGAUGGCCAUGCAUUGGCUUGUGCAAGGAUGUCAACCUGGAGACUCAUUGGUGUUCCAUUAUUCUGGGCAUGGAGCACAACAAAGAAACUACAGUGGAGAUGAGGCUGAUGGGCUUGAUGAAACCCUCUGCCCAUUGGAUUUUGAGACACAAGGAAUGAUUGUGGACGACGAGAUAAAUACAGCUCUUGUUAGACAACUUCCUCAUGGAGUUAAACUUCAUGCCCUCAUUGAUGCUUGUCAUAGUGGGACUGCGCUUGAUUUGCCUUUCCUCUGCAGAAUGAACAGGAGUGGGCAAUAUGUAUGGGAAGAUCACCGGCCACGGUCUGGUAUCUGGAAAGGCACAAGUGGUGGGGAGGCUAUUUCAUUUAGUGGUUGUGACGAUAACGAGACCUCUGCAGAUACUUCAGCAUUGUCAAAGAUCACUUCGACUGGCGCGAUGACAUUCUGCUUCAUCCAAGCUAUUGAACGUGGGCAGGGCGCCACCUAUGGCAGUAUCCUGAACGCCAUGCGUUCGACAAUACGUAGCACAGGUGAAUCGACGGGUGCUGGUGGUGGAGCAGUUACAUCGCUAAUUACAAUGCUCCUUACAGGAGGGAGCCUUACUAGUGGUGGUUUGAAACAGGAGCCACAGCUAACUGCAUGCGAGCCAUUUGAUGUCUACGCAAAGCCCUUUUCGCUAUGACGCAUUCCACGUAUUGCCCGGUGUACUGAAUCCCCUAUCCACGUUGCAUGUUAUCAUCAUGUACAUUUCAUCGUUGAAACGCUCCAUCCACCCCAUAAAAAGAGCUAACACGUAUGCUUGUGGAUUUGAUACUCAUAUAUUUACAAGAUUUGCUCCCAUAGAAAUGUUCCCAGUACGAGGGAAUGUGAGUUAUUCUUUGUUCCAGGCUCCAUAAUGUUCAGUGCAGGUUUGGAGACGAGUGUAAUUUACUUUUCAGUUUUCAGUUGCUGCAGUGCCUUUUUAUUCUCU
This is a messenger RNA of Phragmites australis (common reed), 1549 nucleotides long. RefSeq names its product metacaspase-1-like. Gene Ontology annotation, biological process: proteolysis. The transcript has 5 exons. Gene Ontology annotation, molecular function: cysteine-type endopeptidase activity. Lineage: Eukaryota; Viridiplantae; Streptophyta; Magnoliopsida; Poales; Poaceae. The coding region runs from base 203 to 1261 and encodes 352 amino acids. The record is from RefSeq and is a predicted model, not a curated record.